AUGUCAGUUAGUCCAAAAUGGUAUGAAGCUACGUCGGCUCCAGUCGCCAAGAAGACCAGAAAGACGGCCAGACCUCAAAAGCUGAGACCUUCGUUGGUUCCAGGUACCGUUUUGAUCCUGCUUGCCGGUCGCUUCAGAGGAAAGAGAGUUGUCUACUUGAAGAACCUCGAGGACAACACCUUGCUCGUUUCUGGUCCUUUCAAGGUCAACGGAGUUCCUUUGAGAAGAGUCAACGCCAGAUACGCCAUUGCCACCUCCACCUCCGUCUCUCUGACCGGACUGGACUUGGCCAAGUUUGACGUUUCCUACUUUGCCAGAGAAAAGACCUCCAAGUCUACCAAAUCGGAGGCCGAGUUCUUCAAGGACGGUGCUAAGAAGGAGGUGACUUCCCAGAGAAUCGAAGACCAAAAGACCGUUGACAAGGCCUUGCUCACCGAGAUUAAGAAGACCCCAUUGUUGAAGCAAUACCUGGCCUCCUCCUUCUCUUUGAAGAAGGGUGACAAGCCACACUUGAUGAAGUUCUAA
Molecule: messenger RNA, 525 nt
Organism: Kuraishia capsulata CBS 1993
Lineage: Eukaryota; Fungi; Ascomycota; Pichiomycetes; Pichiales; Pichiaceae
Exons: 1
Coding region: 1-525 (174 amino acids)
Biological process (GO): cytoplasmic translation; ribosomal large subunit assembly
Cellular component (GO): cytosolic large ribosomal subunit; ribosome
Molecular function (GO): RNA binding; structural constituent of ribosome
Source: RefSeq, a predicted model, not a curated record